AUGGCGAAGGAAGGCGAGCGGUCAGCUCCGGCCGACAAGGGCAAGGGCAAGGUUGAUGAUGUCAAGGACAUCCCUGGAGGAAAGAAAGACAAGCCUGAAGACAAGACACAAGCCAACGGAAAACAGAAGGAUGAUGGCCCCGAGGAAGAGGAACUUAGUGAGGAGGAUCAACAGCUAAAGAGCGAACUCGAGAUGCUUGUGGAACGGUUAAAGGAACCAGAUACCUCCCUUUACGCACCGGCCCUGGACGCCAUCAAGAAUUUUAUCAAGACCUCCACCUCGUCUAUGACGGCAGUCCCGAAACCUCUGAAAUUCCUGCGACCACACUACGAUGAUUUGGCCGACCUCUACGACAAGUGGUCGGCCGGUGCGACAAAGGACUCUCUGGCGGAUACGCUGUCUGUUCUUGGGAUGACGUACGGUGACGAAGAGAAACUCGAAACGCUCAAAUAUCGGCUCCUUGCCAAAUCCGAAGAUCUCGGCUCGUGGGGCCACGAAUACGUCAGACAUCUUGCAUUGGAAAUCGGGCAGGAGUAUCAAAACAGGUUGAAUGCUGAGAAGGAUGUGCAAGAUUUGAUCGAUCUUGCGCUCUCCUUGGUCCCGUACUUCCUGGGCCAUAAUGCGGAAGCCGACGCGGUUGACCUGUUGAGUGAGCUUGAGAUUAUUGAGGAAAUCCCUCGAUUUGUUGAUGAGAACACUUACUCAAGAGUUUGUUUGUAUAUGGUCAGCAUGGUAAACCUCCUCACGUACCCUGAGGAUCAACAAUUCCUUCGCACGGCGCACGAGAUCUAUGUUCGCUAUAAGGAACUCACAAAGGCCAUCGUACUCGCGAUCCGCCUCAAUGAUGUUGAUCUCAUCAAGAGCGAUUUAAACGCGACGUCGGACCAGUCACUCAAAAAGCAGAUGGCUUUCCUCAUUUCCAGGCAACAAAUUUGGCUCGACCAGCUGGGCGAUGACGAGGAAGACCAAACUUUCAUGGAUUGCUUGAACAACACAUCAAUUCCCAAACACUUCAAGUCGCUCGGAAAAGAACUCAACAUCCUCGACCCGAUAAUGCCAGAGGACAUCUACAAGACACAUUUGGAAAGCAGCCGAGGAGCAGGCCUCACAAAUGUUGACUCUGCCAGGCACAACCUUGCAAGCGCUUUCGUCAACGGAUUCGCGAACGCUGGAUUUGGCAACGAUGAGAUGAUGCUUGUUGAGGGUGAUAAGGGUCCUUGGGUUUGGAAGACAAAGGACGACGGCAUGUUGUCUACCACCGCCUCGAUGGGUAUGCUCCUCCAUCGCGAUGUCGAAAUUGGUCUGGAUAAGAUCGAUAAGUACACCUACGCCACCGAGGACCAAAUCAAGGCCGGUGCCUUACUGUCUAUCGGUAUCCUUAACUCAGGUGUGCGCAUUGAUUCAGACCCUGCAUUGGCGCUUCUGAGCGACACCGACAAUUUGGAGGCGAAGAAUGUUCCCAUGAGAGUUGCUGCGAUCAUGGGUCUUGGUCUAGCAUACGCUGGUUCAAACAAGGAGGAACUUCUCGAAGUUCUGCUGCCUAUUGUUGAGGAUGUAUCCCUAGACAUGCAACUCUCUGCCAUGGCAGCUGUUUCACUUGGUCUUAUUUUCGUCGGCUCCUCAAAUCAUCAGGUCAGCGAGGCGAUCGCCACCACCCUCAUGGAUGAAGAGCGCCAAAAGCAACUCAAGGAUAAGUGGACUCGCUUCAUGGCUCUUGGUCUAGCGCUCCUUUACUUCGGUCGCCAGGAGGAAGUUGACGUGAUCCUCGAUAUUCUCAAAGCGGUCGAUCACCCCAUGGCCAAACCCACCUCUGUCCUCGCUUCCGUAUGUGCUUGGGCGGGUACCGGCACUGUCCUAAAGCUGCAGGAGCUUCUUCACAUUUGCAACGACGUCAUCGAGGAAAGUGACGAAAAGAAGGGCGAUGAGCUUGUCCAAUCUUAUGCCGUGUUGGGAUUGUCACUGAUUGCCAUGGGAGAAGAUGUUGGACAAGACAUGAUCCUCAGACAGUUCGGCCACUUGAUGCACUACGGCGCCAGCAACAUCCGAAAAGCCGUUCCCCUUGCCAUGGGGCUGAUUAGCCCUAGCAACCCCCAGAUGAAGGUGUACGAUACGUUAUCCAGAUACAGUCACGACAACGACAAUGAUGUGGCGGUCAAUGCCAUCUUUGCCAUGGGUCUCUGCGGUGCUGGUACAAAGAACUCGCGUCUGGCACAGCUUCUGAGGCAAUUGGCCAGCUAUUAUCAUCGCGAUCAGAAUACACUGUUCAUGGUCCGCAUUGCUCAGGGUCUACUGCACAUGGGCAAGGGCACCAUGACACUCAACCCAUUCCACACCGAUCGCCAGGUGCUAAGCCGAGUAUCGGCUGCUGGUCUGCUUACCGUGCUCGUGUCAUUGAUCGAUGCAAAGCAAUUCAUUCUCGCCGAACACCACUACCUCCUUUACUUCCUCAUCACUGCCAUGUACCCACGAUUCCUUGUCACGCUUGACGAGGACCUUCAGCCCCUUCCCGUCAGUGUCCGCGUGGGUCAGGCUGUUGAUGUUGUUGGGCAGGCAGGUCGCCCCAAGACGAUUACCGGCUGGCAGACACAGAGCACACCAGUGCUGCUUUCUCAUGGUGAGCGAGCGGAGCUAGAGGAUGAGCAGUACAUCCCUCUCAGCAGCACCCUGGAAGGCCUGGUUAUCUUGCGCAAGAAUCCUGACUGGGUAGAAGAAAGCUCCACCUAA
This is a messenger RNA of Aspergillus puulaauensis, 2724 nucleotides long. It is a transcript of the gene RPN1, whose product is annotated as proteasome regulatory particle base subunit RPN1. Bases 1 to 2724 code for a protein of 907 amino acids. NCBI's taxonomy places the organism in Eukaryota, Fungi, Ascomycota, Eurotiomycetes, Eurotiales, Aspergillaceae. The transcript has 5 exons. The record is from RefSeq and is a predicted model, not a curated record. Gene Ontology annotation, cellular component: proteasome complex; nucleus; proteasome storage granule. Gene Ontology annotation, molecular function: enzyme regulator activity. Gene Ontology annotation, biological process: proteasome-mediated ubiquitin-dependent protein catabolic process; regulation of protein catabolic process.